Balaenoptera musculus (blue whale) is the source of this 664-nucleotide messenger RNA. RefSeq names its product family with sequence similarity 76 member A (gene FAM76A). The transcript has 5 exons. Lineage: Eukaryota; Metazoa; Chordata; Mammalia; Artiodactyla; Balaenopteridae. Bases 108 to 623 code for a protein of 171 amino acids. The record is from RefSeq and is a predicted model, not a curated record.
GCCCGCCUGCCGCAGCCCGCAGCCUGCCGCCGCCAGGUUGUGCUUCAGACUGUCAGAUAAAGCGGCGGGCCGGGCCGGUAGGGCUGUGAGCACGGCCCGGGCCGGACAUGGCGGCGCUCUACGCCUGCACCAAGUGCCACCAGCGCUUCCCCUUCGAGGCGCUGUCUCAGGGGCAGCAGCUGUGCAAGGAAUGUCGGAUUGCACACCCUGUUGUGAAGUGCACCUACUGUAGGACUGAGUACCAGCAGGAGAGUAAAACCAAUACAAUAUGCAAGAAAUGUGCUCAGAAUGUGCAGUUGUAUGGAACGCCCAAACCUUGUCAGUAUUGCAACAUAAUUGCAGCAUUUAUUGGCAACAAAUGCCAGCGCUGCACAAAUUCAGAGAAGAAGUAUGGACCACCAUAUUCUUGUGAACAGUGCAAGCAGCAGUGUGCAUUUGACAGGAAAGAUGAUAGAAAGAAGGUAGAUGGGAAAUUGCUAUGCUGGCUGUGCACACUUUCAUACAAACGGGUCCUUCAGAAGACCAAAGAGCAGAGGAAGCACCUGAGCAGUUCUUCCCGUGCCAGCCACCAGGAGAAGGAGCAGUACAGUCGACUGAGUGGUGGCAGCCAUUAUAACAGGUAACCCCGAGAUGCAUGAGAUAGGACUAGAGGUGCUGGGAGGUC